Molecule: messenger RNA, 4227 nt
Organism: Ctenopharyngodon idella (grass carp)
Lineage: Eukaryota; Metazoa; Chordata; Actinopteri; Cypriniformes; Xenocyprididae
Gene: apold1a
Product: apolipoprotein L domain containing 1a
Exons: 23
Coding region: 208-2391 (727 amino acids)
Biological process (GO): lipid transport; lipoprotein metabolic process
Cellular component (GO): extracellular region; membrane
Molecular function (GO): lipid binding
Source: RefSeq, a predicted model, not a curated record
UGAUUCUGUUAUUACUCAACACAGAUUAACCGGGCGGGGCUUGACAAAGUUUUGACAGACCAUUUUUGUCUGUAGCUGUACACAUGGGAGCACAAGUUAGAAAUGGAGAAGUGCAGUGGUUGAUUCCAGAGGGAAAACUGAAGCAGAAGCUCGGACCUCCCCUACGCUAAAAUGAGAUGAACGAAGGUCUUACGGGUGUGAAACGACAUGAGGGUGAAGUUGACACACAGUGACAUGAUUCAGAGGAAAAUUAUUCAGGAGAAAGCAGAUUCAAUGUCCAGCCGAUCAGACGCUGCUGAACACUCAUCUGAGGCGAGACAGUACGUGUUUAAGGGUGUAGGAACUGGAAGCAUUCACGCUAAGGAUGAGAAUAUUGUGCAUGGUACAAUCACUGGCUAUAAUGACGGUCUGUUAGAGAACAGCAAAAUCAAGAACAUGCUAACUGAGAAUGAUCAACAACCACACAACAACAACCCGAAGGGGAAAGCUGCCGUUUUCAGCCAGUUGUUUAAAAGAACUUCUAAAAAGUUGACGAGUCUCCCUGCACAAGAGAAUGGCUUUGCUGCCACCACUGAUAGUUUGUCCAACCAACACAGCAAUAAGACAGAACUAUCAUUACAACAUGGAGAACUCUCAGCCGGCAAUCACAACCAAACAGAAAACAACAACACCAAGGAAGAAACAGCAUUGGAAAAUGAGGAUUUUUCAGUCAGUGAGAGUCUUGAGGGAAAUUCCCUGUUUAAUUUUCUCCAAACAUUUCCUAGAGGAACCGAGGACAUGUCUGAAGAGGACAGCCCACCAUUACACAUUAAACUGCUGGCCAGUAAUGACGAUCUCUUAUAUCUCUCUCACAACAACUUAAAGGAUAACUCAGGGAAGCUUAGUGGCACUUUCCGCAGUUCCCCAAAACCGGCAUUACGUUUCGCUGCUGAGACGGAUCCGCUAAGUGAGCACAGUAAAUGUAUUGACUGGGAUUACAGCUUCCUGGACUCUGGCACUGAAAAGAAAUCUAUUGCAGUGUCCAGAAAAUGCACAGCAAAUGAUGAUAUGAAACUCUCUGAAAGUAAUACCAAGUUUGUGUCAUUUAGAGUGAAGAGAACUCUACCUAAAAUGCCCACAUUUUUACCCAGUACGCAGUGUUCCGAUCAAGAAGAUAUCAUUGAGGAGCCAUUGGAAAUGCAGCAACUUCAGACAACGGAAGAUUUUGAAAUACUGCCAGUGGAAAUGGCUGCCUACCCUACAGAUUUCAAUUCUUUAAAGACAGAUGAGGAUGAUGGCCUGAUGGACUGGUGGGAAACUGUCGAGGGUUGGAGUGAAUGGAAUGAAACAGCAAAUUUUCAGGAGAAUAAGGAGGAGCUGAUUGUCGAGGCUGCUGCAGACCGUGUGUUCAUGGCAGCCCGUCUCUUUGUCAGUCUAUUCAACCAGCGUGGAGCCUCUCUGCAACGUCGCAUUGUAGAGUUGCUUGCACUAGCGGACACUGCUGACAGCUUCCAUAAGAAGGCCGUGAGCGCAGCUGUCGGAGGGGGUGUGGCUAGUGUGGCCGGGAGCAUAGCCACAAUUACCGGCCUCAUCCUGGCACCCUUCACCUUUGGCACCUCCGUUAUCGUUACUGCGGUGGGUAUCAGUGUGGCAACAGCUGGGAGCAUCACCUCAGCCACAGCUAACAUCACGGAUGCGGUUCAAUCCAAGAUGGACCGCAAGAAGGUGGAAAAGAUGAUCCAGGGCUACCAGAAUGAGAUCAAUGACAUAAGAGAUUGUCUGGAAUUCAUGCAAGAAGGAAUGAACACCCUGCAAGAAUGGGAUUUUAAGGAGUACUCUGAGAGUGUGGUCAACACGAGUCUUAGCCGUAACAUAAAGCAUGUGAUGAAGGAAGGUGGGCGAGCAGGUAAAGCGCUCAUGAUUAACACUGAUAGGCUUAUCAGCACUGUGAAAGUGCUAGGUGUUGCCGGAGGUGCCGCCAAAGCCGCCAAGGCCAUCAGUAUCACCACAGGGGUCAUGUCCACUCUCUUUCUUGCCCUGGAUGUCUUUUUUCUUGCUAAAGACUCCAAUGAACUCCGCAAAGGUGCCAAGACCAAAUUUGCUUCCAAGAUCCGAGAAGUAUGCAAAGAGCUUCAACACGGCCUCCUGGAACUAAACAAAGUGAAGACUCAGCUUCAGAAGACCAUGGAUGGAAUUGAAGUGGAAGAAUAUGAAGAAGAGGAGGAGGAUGAAGACAGAUGUGAGUCAGAUCCUAUUAAUCUGGCUCUACUUGAGAAAGAACUUGAUCAGUUGGAGGAGAAACUUGACCAGAAAACUACACAUGAGCAAAUGAACAAAAGCAAGACAGGAGAGGCUGAAAAAGAGACCACAAAAAAGAAAGAAAAUGAGCAGUCAAAGAGCAAAAAGCAGUGAUAAAAAUGAUAUUAAAAAAUUGAGUCUUAAAGGUGCAAUGUGUAAAAUUUGGGAGGAUCUAUUGACAGUAAUGCAAUAUAAUAUACAUAACUAUGUUUUCAGUGGUGUAUAAAGACCUUACAUAAUGAACCGUUAUGUUUUUAUUACCUUAGAUUGAGCCAUUUCUAUCUCAUGCACACGUUAAGUCGCCAUUUUGCGCCGGCAUGUUUCUACAGCAGCCCUAAACGGACAAACUGCUCUAAAAAGCGCGUUUCAACACUAUGUUGUUCUUCUAAAUCGUUCGUGUUUUUUUUGAGACAGCUUGCAUCGUCACUACGUUGUAUACGCACAAAGUAGUAGUAGUAGUAGUCGUCUGGAUUAUUAGAAGCAGAGACCGUUCUUUGUUAGAAGUGAGAAGAAACCUCAUUGCUUCACUGUACUCUCUGCUGUCUCAGACGACGACAUCUUUGUCUCGUGUCGGCCAGACGGCCACCAUAGCUUCUCUGAAAGGGAGGGGUGAGCUCUGUUGGUUGCAGUUCGCAACCUCACAUGCUGCUAAAAUUUACACAUUGCACCUUUAACAGUGAGCUAACAUAUGGAAACAACAAAAGCAGGAUGGUUGCUAAAUCAAAUUCAAAGAUUUGAAAGGAAAAAGGAAGAAAAACAAAAAUGAAGAGGAAUAAUCAAGUUGAUCUCGAAAGACCUGGAAGUAUAGAAUUAUAGUAUAGACUUUGCACAGAUAUUAGGGGGCUGAUCACAGAUUAUAAGAGGAACACUUCUGGGUUAAAGAGACAGAAAGAGGAGAAUUUAAGUACAAGGGGAAUAAGAUGUCUAGAAACAUUCAUGUGUUGUUCAAGCAAACUCAAAAAAGUGACAAAUGAUACAGUAUAUUGAGAAGUAAAGGAGACAAGGAAGAUAAACCACUAAAUUUGCAUUUCCAGAAGUAAAUACCAGUGGAUGAGAUUCAUGUUUAAGUUUUAAGUAGUACUGUUUCAGGCUUUUGAUUCUGUGCAAAUCAAAUACUGCAUUAUGUAUGAAUUUUGUUUUCUGUGUGCUACACACAAGAAUCAAAAUGGCAACUGUAAUGUAACCUGAAAGUUUUAAAUAUAUACACACAUAUACACAAUUCAGUAUAUGCAGUAGAAAAUUUCAAAAUUAAUUUCUAUAUUUAGGGUUGUGGGCUCAGAACAGACCACUAAACUUUGAUAUUUAAGGUAUAUCAGUACAGUUUUGUCUAGAAUAAAUAAAUUCUAGAGAAUUAGUGUGAAAAAAGCAGACCAGUGUAUUGAUCUAAGAAUCUGGACUGACCCUUAACAUGUUCACCGCGACCUGUAGCCUAUAAUGUAGAUUUUCAGAAUUCUCUGGUGUGGUUUUGAACACAAAAAAAAUCUGUUUCAGUUCCUCAGCAUUAUAUAUGGGAAGCCUUCUGUUUUUUUUUUUUGGCUUUACAUUAACCAAACACCUUGACCUUGUGCUGGCAGAGUGCACUAAUGAUCAUAUGUAGGUAAAAGGGCAUUUGAAGAUUGUGGUUUUAUUAACUUUCUGAGUGUGAAAACUGUAAACGAGCAGUUGUUGUGGCCGAUCCUAACUCUGGGGCAUGUGCAGGUGUCGUAUGUUUGGAUUCUGCUCCCUAAAUAAAAAUAGCCAAUAAUAAAAAUAAAAAAGUUUUUAUACUGGGUUUUAUGCAUCAUAGAUGUAAUAUAUUUUUAUAUGUUCUGUAUUAUUUAUUUUUGUACAUAUUUUUAAGAAAAUUUUUUGUUUUAAUGUUUUUCCACAAAAUGUUUUGUGUGGUUCUUUUUCUAUGGAUUUGUGCAAUGGAUAAAAGUGGUUUAUAAAUAAAAUGCAGAAUGAGUUGUA